AUGUGCUCGUACAGUGACAAUGAUAUUUAUGGAAGCAUAUGCACAAUUUUAAACAAGGAACAGUUUAAAAACUUUUGUGAGAAUAACAUUUUUGGUUAUUUUAUAAAGAAGAAGCAGUGUGUAGUGCAAGCACAGUUGUGCAGAUGCAUUAUGAAGCUUGAGGUUGAGAAUCAAAUUCAUCGAUUAUUAAAUUGGAAGACGAUUGCACCUCGUCCACGAUAUGGGUUUUUGACGAAUGCUAUGUUCAAGGACAAUGGCAAGGAUCCACCACCAAAGAAGAUCAAUGAACGUUCAAAGAAGAAACAGAAGGUGGAUUCAUCAACCCCAGUAGCGAAGAAACCUUCAGGGAAAAAGACUCCAUCUCAUCGUGCUGCCAAGGCUGCUGUAGUGAAGACACCAGUAUUCAAGCUAAUUCCAACACGACAGGCUUCUUCUUCACAAACGAAGGAAGGUAAGCAAAUAGUUAGGGUUAUUUUUCCUCAGGUACAGUCAAAGGCAGAUAGUCAUGUAGAGGAAGUAGCCGUGUCAAAGCGUGAGAGUCAUGUUGAGAAAGAAACAUUUAUUUCUAAGAAAGUUUUUGAUGUAUUCCGCGAAGAGGUUCGUCAAGAGUUUAAAGGAGUUCGUGAAGAGUUUACUCGAAUUCGUCAAUUAGUGAAGAAAAAGUUCAAAAAAAUGGUCAAAGCAAUUGGACAUAGCAAGCAACAAUAUGAAGAUACAGAGGUUGAAGCACAACAGAUGGAUUAUGCUGGUGUCGAAACAUCACCACAACAAUUCAGUCCUACUGUUGAUCAAAAUUUGGAUGAGAAUCAGGAUGGUUGCAUUGAUUUGCAUCCAGAUAAAACAAACAUUGAAAUUGAUUAUCAACAUUUAAUCCCUGAUGAGCUUUUCCAAAGUAUAAAUUUGGAUUAUAAUCUUUCUGAGAAUAUUGUUCAUCACGAUGAUCGAAUCACUAAUGAGAAAUUGGAUGAUACAAAUUUGUCUGAUUCAGAAAGCAUCACGAGACAUCCAUUGGCAACUUCUGAAGAAGAACAAAUUGAUGAACAUUUUAAUGAUAAAAAGUCCGAAUCUGUUGUUCAAGAUCAUUGUCAGGAAAACAAAGAGAACAUUGGAUCAAGCUCUAAAGCAGACAUGCACGAAAAGGUUGAUCUUGGUAUGGAGGAGCAGAUUAUGACAACUCCUAAAAUACAAGAAUUAACUACUGAUGAACAAAGGGAUGAAACGAUUUUGUCUGAUUCACAAGACACAAUCCAUGAUGACUUGCUUCUUAGUUUGAAUGUAUACAGUAGUAAAAGCAUCAUUGUUCAUCCCUCUGAUAAUUGUGAACUUCAAACUCCUAUUCCUAAGUUAAGGAUUAGGCGACCAUCCAAAUUCAAAGAGUCACCUUACACGAUGAAAUUUGUUUCAGUUGCUGAUAAAUUGGAAGGGCACAUACGUAUAUUCCCACAGAAACAUUCAUUUAUUUAUCAUCCGAUUGAUGGGAUUGUGUAUAUGAAGAUUGUCAACAAGUUCAUGGAUUGGAUUUCUAAAGACCUUAUCAAAGUUCAUGCUAAAAGAAAGGGAAAUGCGGAUCAUUACAAAAGGGGGAAAUCAACCAUUCCAAUGAUGCAUUUAGAAAUUGAGACCAUUGAAGAUAAAAACUGGUUCUACACAAUGGGGUUUCCUGAUCAGUCAUGGACCGACUCGCAUAUUGAUGUUUGCUUCUACUACUUAAGGAAGAAGUCGAAGUAUGACCCCAACAGGUCUUACAAAUUCAGCACAGCGGGAGGACAUGUGGCACAUCUUAAUGAAUACAUAAAUGGGUUCCUUAUGCAUGCUGCUGUGCCAUGGCAUACAAUGGAAGACAUUUAUAUUCCAGAUUAUGGGACCAGAAAGCAAGACGUAAAUGUUCAUAGUAAUGUCGAACCACCUUUGAGUCCUCCAAGGUACUGA
Molecule: messenger RNA, 1929 nt
Organism: Capsicum annuum
Lineage: Eukaryota; Viridiplantae; Streptophyta; Magnoliopsida; Solanales; Solanaceae
Exons: 16
Coding region: 1-1929 (642 amino acids)
Source: RefSeq, a predicted model, not a curated record